AUGCAUCUCAUCAAGACCAUCGUGAUGGCCACAGGCCUUGCUGCUCUCGCCUCUGCAGCGCCCGCUACUUCGGAUGCCGCGAUCGCCGGAGCCCUCUGCCCUCAGCUUAAGCAGCGCAACAUCGACUCUAGCCUCAGCGCGGCAGAUGCUAGAGACGCCCUUGUCAAGCGCGCCUGCGCCGGAUUCAACUGGUUCGGUGCUGCCAACGAGGCCGAUGAGGGUCUCACUAAGAGACUCUGCCCCCAGAAGCGUGAUGUUGACGAGCUUGUCAAGCGCGCCUGCGCAGGAUUCAACUGGUUUGGUGCCGCCAACGAAGCCGAUGAAGGUCUCGCAAAGCGAGUCUGCCCUCAGCAUAAGAAGCGUGAAGUUGAAGUUGAGGCCCGCGAUGCCGACGCUCUUGUCAAGCGCGCUUGCGCCGGAUUCAACUGGUUUGGUGCUGCCAACGAGGCCGACGAGGGUCUCGCAAAGAGACUUUGCCCCCAGAAGCGUGAUGUCGACGAGCUUGUCAAGCGAGCUUGCGCCGGGUUCAACUGGUUUGGUGCUGCCAACGAAGCUCAAUAA
Molecule: messenger RNA, 561 nt
Organism: Uncinocarpus reesii 1704
Lineage: Eukaryota; Fungi; Ascomycota; Eurotiomycetes; Onygenales; Onygenaceae
Exons: 1
Coding region: 1-561 (186 amino acids)
Source: RefSeq, a predicted model, not a curated record